UGUUCUUUCUUUUCCUGUCGUCCAUUUGUUGGUUAAGCUUUGUCGACGGCGUGCUACUCAACAUGCAGAACGACGCUGGUGAAUUUGUGGACCUCUACGUCCCUCGUAAAUGCUCUGCUAGCAACAGAAUCAUUGGAGCCAAGGACCAUGCUUCUGUCCAGAUAAACAUCGCUGAGGUGGACAAGGUCACUGGUCGAUUCAAUGGUCAGUUCAAGACCUACGCAAUCUGUGGCGCCAUCCGCAGGAUGGGAGAGUCUGAUGAUUCAAUCCUCAGGCUGGCAAAGAAUGAUGGAGUUGUUGCUAAGAACAUCUGAGUGAUCAACAUUUGUUCAAUAAAAUGUGACAACAUUCAAA
Molecule: messenger RNA, 354 nt
Organism: Phycodurus eques (leafy seadragon)
Lineage: Eukaryota; Metazoa; Chordata; Actinopteri; Syngnathiformes; Syngnathidae
Gene: rps21
Product: ribosomal protein S21
Exons: 6
Coding region: 63-314 (83 amino acids)
Biological process (GO): translation; endonucleolytic cleavage to generate mature 3'-end of SSU-rRNA from (SSU-rRNA, 5.8S rRNA, LSU-rRNA); endonucleolytic cleavage in ITS1 to separate SSU-rRNA from 5.8S rRNA and LSU-rRNA from tricistronic rRNA transcript (SSU-rRNA, 5.8S rRNA, LSU-rRNA)
Cellular component (GO): ribosome; cytosolic small ribosomal subunit
Molecular function (GO): structural constituent of ribosome
Source: RefSeq, a predicted model, not a curated record